Messenger RNA from Poecilia latipinna (sailfin molly), 2749 nucleotides. RefSeq names its product ets homologous factor (gene ehf). Gene Ontology annotation, biological process: regulation of transcription by RNA polymerase II; cell differentiation. The transcript is spliced from 9 exons. The record is from RefSeq and is a predicted model, not a curated record. Lineage: Eukaryota; Metazoa; Chordata; Actinopteri; Cyprinodontiformes; Poeciliidae. The coding region runs from base 250 to 1074 and encodes 274 amino acids. Gene Ontology annotation, molecular function: DNA-binding transcription factor activity, RNA polymerase II-specific; sequence-specific DNA binding. Gene Ontology annotation, cellular component: nucleus.
CCAUUGUGGUGGGGUAGCACCUGUAGAGCCUGUAUACAUCUGUUGAUUCAUAGCAUUGAAUUGCAGGACGACUAACUUCACCUGGCUCUGAGCAUAAGCAAACCACAGUACCAGAAUCAUCUGAAGCUGGAUUGAUCUGUCCGACUGGAUCAGCGGAGGAUCUACCUGGGGCUUCUAUCAGUUCGGUCCAGUGGGACCCCAUUGUUCUGUUCUGCUCCUGAGCCAUGGUCAGAGUUUAAAAUCUGCAAUAUGAGCAUAACUCCAUCCGUCUCCCUGGAAAGCCCUCUGACCGCCACCUGGGGACCCGCUAACUCUUAUCACGACGGUCCACUGGUGAUGUCCAGCUACACAAGUCGCCUGUGGUCCCACGACUCCCAGCCUCAGUUCUGGAGCAAGUACCAGGUGUGGGAGUGGCUGCAGCAGGUCAUGGAUAUCCACCAGAUUGAUGCCUCCGCCAUUCCCUUCCAAAACUUUGACAUGGACGGCCAUCAGCUUUGCAGCCUGAACUACCAUGACUUCAUCCGUGCUGCUGGCAGUGUGGGACACAUUCUUUACAACAGCAUCACAGAGCUAAAAUCGGGCGGCCAGUACCAUGUGGAUAUCGGGCAGCUGGAGAUCAAACAUGAAACUGACUUAUGUCCAUUUCCAGAUGUCAGCUAUCCACCCGGAGAAGUCUAUGAUCCUUUGGUUCACUCACAUGCUCCCAAUGUCUCUCCCACCCCUUCAAGUCCUGACAUUAAACGGUCCUUUAGUCGAAGUCAUCAGGUCAAAAAACACAACCCGAGAGGAACCCACUUGUGGGAGUUCAUCAGAGACAUUCUUCUGAACCCAGAGAGAAACCCUGGGCUGAUCAAGUGGGAAGAUCGAACAGAGGGGGUAUUCCGUUUCCUGAAGUCUGAGGCUGUGGCUCAGCUAUGGGGAAAGAAGAAGAAUAACAGUAGCAUGACCUAUGAGAAACUAAGUCGUGCAAUGAGAUAUUAUUACAAGAGAGAAAUUUUAGAGCGAGUGGAUGGGCGCAGACUGGUUUACAAGUUUGGAAGGAAUGCAAGAGGAUGGAGGGAGACAGAGAAGUGAUAAUUUCAUUAAUUUAUUUUUUUUCAUGCCUUAUGUGCAUAAUUGUAACAUUUGAAUGUGGUUUUCAGUUGACUUUUUUUUUUUUAAAUAUAGGUGUGUUUAAGUUGUUUACAAGUGUUUUCUAUUUUUAUUUUGUAUUUCUUGUUAUGUUUCCCUUUGCAUUGCCACUGCACUGAGGUCUUUCUUGAGCUGUGCCAGUCAGACCUCGAAAGUUGUGUUUACAUAAUAUUUUGCAGAUGAAAAGCUAAGCAAAAGCACUAAGAAAACUGAGUACGAAACACAAUGAAGCUUGUGUGUGUUUUUGUUUUGUUGUUGAUGAAAUGCAUUUUUGAAAAUGUAAGUUCCAAAGGAACGCAUGUUUGAUGUCGCUGUUCAAGCAUGUGUGACAAAUUUGUGUUACGUGUUUUGACACUGAUACUGUGAAAUGUCCUUUGGGAAGCAUGCUUGCUCAUUCACUUAAGUUAAAAUUAAAUGAAAUUAAAUUUAAAAACAUCCCAUAGGCACAGUGCAAGAAAUGUAUACAAGGUGAAAUAUUAAUAUUCACUGGAAUUUUGAAGCUUACUUUGUCUUAUUACAUGCUUUGCUUUUUUUUUAAUUGUAAAGAAAGUGUAUGUGUUUUUAGAUGUUUGAUACAAAUAAAGUUUGCAAUUGUUUUAUUUCAUCCAAGUCAUUUUUGCAUGCUGCCAAAUGUAAAAUAGAGCGGAUCAGUCAACAAAACAAUGAUGUUUCCAAAGCAUCGUGCUAAUUGUAGUAAAAAAUUUAAAUAAUAUUGUCAGCUGGCUGUAGUUAACAGCAACAGUUCAAACAUCUUUUUUUUUUUUUUUUUUUUACUGCUGAACCUGCUACAAGCUAAUGUGUGAAAAGACCUGCGUACAUAGAGAGUGCGGGUUUCUUUUGUUUAAUCGUGACACUGUGAAAUGCCACACGGUUAAUUGUUUGCCAGUGUGUGAACAAGCUGGUUCCAGUAGGCAGCUGACAAACAACUGGUCCACGAUUGGCUUCCAGAUAAAAGCAGUGUCAAUAAAAGACUUCUUUCUUUGGCCUGUGCUCACAAGCAAAUUCACGUCUAAUCUUCUCCCGGACUUAUCUGGCAUUUGGUGACCCCUCUUUACAUAGUGUGACAUUCACUGACACUUCAUUGUGUCAUUAUCUUAACUGAUGGCAUCAAAGUUGUUCUUGCACACUGCUGCAUCUAUCUCUUUAAUUUUCACUCUUUUGUCCUCUAUUCCAUGCACACAUAUUGCAAUAUUGCCAGCGGAAGGGACAUGUGAUGUCAUUAUUCAGAAUAAAACACAGUUUUUGUCUGACAAAACCCGAUGCAAUUUCUGAAAAACAACCAGGACACAGUUUAUCCUGCCAGGGAAGGUACUUAUUUCAGAAAUUAGCUGUGAUUUUGUAAUUUUUUUUACUACUCUGUAAAUUAAAAUCACUUGUAUCCUAAAAGUAAGAUGGAGCCAGUGCAUACUCAUUAUUGAAUUGGAAUCAGACGCUGCUGAUUGCCACAUUGUUAAUAUACAUAAAAAAAAUCAACUGUUCAAAUUAAAAUCCUCAUGCAUCAUAUCUCUAUUGUUCAGAUUCCACAUCGUCUUUUAAAAGUACAGCAUGUUUCAAUUUCUUACGCAUUUGGUGAACUCUACAUUUGCACCAUUUUUUGUACAAAAAAAAAAAUCUGAAA